Messenger RNA from Pseudophryne corroboree (corroboree frog), 909 nucleotides. RefSeq names its product paraneoplastic antigen Ma1 homolog. Bases 1 to 909 code for a protein of 302 amino acids. The transcript has a single exon. The record is from RefSeq and is a predicted model, not a curated record. NCBI's taxonomy places the organism in Eukaryota, Metazoa, Chordata, Amphibia, Anura, Myobatrachidae.
AUGGGGGAUCUCACAGACGCCACUGAUGGUACAAUUAUGACAGAGAUGUUGUUUCUCUUUGGGGUGAAGCAACCAAGGAUUGCUGAUAAACAAUUCAGGGAAAGUGGAGAGAUGUGUGCUGUAUUAAUAACUACUAGUCAUGAUUUAGAGUCUGAAUUGCUUCCCAAAGUGGUGGCUGUGAGAUCUAACCCAGAACGCAGGUGGAUAAUUAUAUGGCCUGAAAAGGAUGAAAGUGAAAGGGCUGCUGAACCCUUAAUUGUGGGUGACAUGUCUACUCCGGCCAGUGGAGAUCCCUCCGCGACUGGGGGAGAAGGUAGUCAAUCUCGGGGCAUUGAAGAAAAAUUAGGUAACCAAUUAGAGGUCAUAGCUGAUAAGGUAGUACAUCAAUUGGAAAGGUGGCAUUAUGAAGGUAGUUACAGGCGAUUACGGCUUUUUUCAGGGAUACUUCCUGUGCCUACUGGCGAGGAACCUUAUGAGGCCUGGAGGGAGGCAGCGAUACAGCAGUCUGAGGAGUGGCAUUGCCCCGAUCAUAUAAAGAAACAAAGGAUAGUAGAGAGUUUACGGGGACCCGCUAUGGGAAUUAUUCAAGCUACUAGGAAAAGUAAUCCUGGGGCUGCUGUGGCUGACUACUUUCAGGCCUUAGAAUAUACAUAUGGGACAUUGGAGGAUGUAGGUGAUUUAGUUGCCAGAUUCCAUCAUACUUAUCAGGAGAUAGGAGAGAAGUUAUCGCAGUAUGUAUAUAGAUUGGAUAAAUUAAUUCAUAAAAUCGUAGAUAAAGGAGGGUUAGCUCCCGCUGAAAUAGAUAGUAACCGCUUGAAACAAUUAAUUAGGGGAGCAUUAACAACUGACCCUGUAGCUCAGCGGUUGCGCUGUACAACUUUAUUAUUAGGGAGUCCCACCCACCCUUAA